This is a messenger RNA of Xenia sp. Carnegie-2017, 3093 nucleotides long. RefSeq names its product lysosomal alpha-mannosidase-like. The record is from RefSeq and is a predicted model, not a curated record. Gene Ontology annotation, cellular component: lysosome. Gene Ontology annotation, molecular function: alpha-mannosidase activity; carbohydrate binding. The transcript is spliced from 5 exons. Lineage: Eukaryota; Metazoa; Cnidaria; Anthozoa; Malacalcyonacea; Xeniidae. Gene Ontology annotation, biological process: mannose metabolic process. Bases 46 to 2988 code for a protein of 980 amino acids.
UAGUACAGGCAUCUCAUAUUCAAUAUUUACGUUCACAACUUUACAAUGGUUUGUAUCAGUUUCUAUUUAUCAAUUUGUUCAUUUGUUCUGUUAUACACAUGCCUAUGGAAUAGUUGUGGCGCUUUUCACUGCCGAAGUGCAAAUUCCAAUAAUUUGAAUGAUAUUUUACAAGUUCAUAUUGUUCCUCACUCGCAUGACGAUGUUGGCUUUAUAAAAACAGUUGAUCAGUAUUAUUAUGGAGCCAAUAAUAGCAUUCAAAGAGCUGGAGUGCAGUACAUUCUUGAUUCAGUUAUACCUGCUUUGGAAAGAAACCCUAAGAGACGAUUUAUUUAUGUGGAAAUGGCAUUUUUCAAAAGAUGGUGGAGGGAGCAAACAGAAGCAAUGCGAACGAGGGUGAAAGCGCUGGUUGACAAAGGACAGCUAGAGUUUGCAAACGGAGGAUGGUGCAUGAAUGAUGAAGGAACAACUCAUUAUUCUGCAAUUAUUGAUCAAAUGACACAUGGAUUGUGGUUUAUCAAUGAGACAUUUGGUAGUAAAGCUAGACCUAAAGUUGCUUGGCAUAUUGAUACAUUUGGUCAUUCUGCCGAACAAGCUUCAUUAUUUGCUCAAAUGUCGUUUCAAGGAUUCUUUUUUGCACGUCUUCAUUACGCAGAUAUGAAAAAACGAACGAAUGAACAAAAAAUGGAACUCAUUUGGCAAGGUAGCAGAAGUCUAGGGAACAUGUCAAAUAUUUUCACCGGUAUUUUAUAUCAUCAUUAUAGCCCACCAAAUGGAUUUUGUUUUGAUGUACUAUGCGAUGAUCCUCCAAUACAAGAUGACAAAAGACUGUUUGACGAAAACGUUAAAGAAAGAGUUCAGCUGUUUUUAAAUGAAACUUGUGAACAUGCAUUACAUUACAAAUCUGGUCAUGUUAUGUUGACCAUGGGUGAUGAUUUCAAUUAUCAGAAUGCUGAAAUGUGGUUUAAGAAUUUGGAUAAAUUGAUCAAAUAUGCUAAUCAGGAUGAUAGAGUCAAUGUGUUCUACUCGUCUCCUUCCAAUUACGUCAAUGCUAUUAAGGAUAUGAAGAACUUGGAUUUGAAAACUGAUGAUUUUUUUCCGUAUGCCACCUGUCCUCAUUGCUACUGGAGUGGAUACUUCACCAGUAGACCUGCUUUUAAAGGAUAUGUGAGGAGAAAUAAUAACUUUUUACAGGCGUGUAAACAACUUGAAGCCUUGGGCCAUUUUGAAGAUGCAAAGGUUACUUCUCAAGUGCUCCGCGAAGCAAUGGCCUUGGCUCAACAUCAUGAUGCAUUAACUGGGACAGAAAAGCAGCAUGUUGUUUAUGAUUAUGCAAAACGUCUGUCCAUCGGAGUCGACCAAUGUAAGAUUGUCAUGGAUCUUGUGCUAAGGAAAUUAACUCAAAAAAGUUCUUCCCAGCCCCAUCCAUUCUAUCGUUUUUGUGAUUACCUUAACAUCAGUGUGUGUCCGAACUCGGAAGGACGUCGGUCAUUUUCAAUUACAUUAUACAAUCCGAUCUCACGAUAUGUUGAUAGCAUUGUAAGAGUUCCCAUAUCUGGCCAUCAUGCCAUGGUUUUCCAUGAAAAUGGUUCGCAAAUUGUGUCAGCAGUAGAAAAAGUAUCAAACAGCACAAAGUUUGUUCGAGGCAAAACUGGCAACGCUUCGUAUGAAUUGAUCUUUCCAGCGAUAAAAUUGCCACCUCUUGGUUUGGCUGUCUAUCAAGUAGAGUUGACCAAAGAUGCCAUUGACGAAAAGUUCUUUUUUACCCUUGAAAAUUUAUAUGUUAUUGAAAACGACAAUCUCAGGUUAACAUUUUCGAAAAACAGUGGUCGGCUUGUUAAAAUUCAUAACUUGAAGUCGAAUAUAACUCUUGCGGCUGAUCAACAAUAUUUAUGGUACAAUUCCAGUGUUGGAAACAAUGUCAGUGAUCAAGCAUCUAAUGCUUAUAUCUUCAGACCAAACUCUCAAACAGCCUUUAAUAUCAGCGAUGAUAAUCGGGCACAAAUUACAAUCAAUCGAAACAAUAUUGUUCAAGAAAUUCAUCAAGUUUUCUCGCCUUGGGCUAGCCAAGUUGUUCGUUUAUAUGCAAAUAAACCAUUUGCAGAAUUCGAAUACACUAUUGGACCAAUCGAAAUGGAUAACGUCCUGGGGAAAGAAAUCAUUUGGAGGAUUGAUACGAGCUUAAAUACCAAUGGUAUUUUUUACACAGACUCCAAUGGUCGUGAAAUGCAAAAACGGAAACUUGAUUAUCGUCCAACGUGGUCAUACGAAGAUAAAGAACCUGUUGCAGGCAACUAUUAUCCCGUAAACAGCCGAGCUUUCAUUAAAGAUUCCUUCGGAAUUCAAUUGACUGUUUUAACCGAUCGAUCUGUUGGAGGCUCGAGCAUUCGAGAUGGUUCUUUAGAGUUGAUGGUUCAUCGCAGACUCCUUUACAGUGAUGGUACUGUUGAUGGCGAACCCUUAAACGAACCUGGUACAGACGGUCGUGGUUUAAUUAUUCGUGGAAAGUUUUUGGUUCUUCUUGAAACAACUAAAAACUCUGCCAGAUUACAUCGUAUGGUAGGCGAAGAAGAGUUUCUACGACCAUUGAUUGCUUUUUCGAAAAAUGUGGAAAGGAAGAAAAAAGGAAAAGCAAUUUAUGAGACUUUAACGCGACCACUACCCAGAAAUAUUAAUAUUUUGUCUUUAGAAAAUCUUGGUGAAAAAUUAAUAUUACGUCUUGAGCAUUUGUUUGCGCAAGGUGAAGACAGCGAACUGUCAAAACCUGUUUCCAUUUCACUCAAUGGACUGUUUAAAUAUUUUAAAAUUAUUUCCAUUAGCGAACUCAAUUUAAGUGCUGACAUUGUCAGGGGAGAACUUGACGAAGAUUUUAUUUCGGAAAUGUCUCCGACUGAUCAGAGUUUCCUCGUCACGUUAAAACCCAUGCAAAUAAAAACAUUUAGUAUAGAAGUUGAAUGGCAUGAGAAAAGAUCUCAUAAAGUUUUUAAAUGAACUUUUUAUAUUAAGAAAAAUUACCGAGUGUCUUGCGAUGAAUCAUCGCAGAUUCGCUGUCAAAAUUGGCUUCCGCGGCCAUUAAAUUUACCAAACUUACCAGAA